UGCAUCAUUCAGUGCUGACGUUUGUUGUUGUUAGAUGUUUUGUGUACACGUGGAGAGAAAACCUGUUUUUUAUAACAUUGUCCAAGUCUGAGAUGAAUGCAGAAAGCACGCUACUAAGUUAGGGAAAAUGUUUUAAUCCUUUCAAUUAGGUUGCUGAGACAGAAGUUUUGCUAAAGGAUGACUAAAUCUAAAGACGCCUUUGUUGUCAAUCCUGAUAUUGGUGAAGAUACCAUUGACCCAAAACAAGUACCAUGGUGGACUUCCAGUCGUGUGGGUCUAGCUGUUCUGGGAUUCUUUGGAUUUGUUAACGUCUAUGCCCUACGAUUUAACCUCAGUGUGGCCAUUGUGUGCAUGGUCAAUGGAACAGCUGUACGGUUAAAUUCUGAGGCAGAAACAGCCCAGACCAAUAAAACUAAUUCUAACCCAUCAAAUGAGUACUUUGAGAGUAGUUGUGGAUUAAUAUCUGCAGAUAACAAUGCAACGGUGAUGAAGGAAUUUGAGGAUGGUAACAUAGUGUGGGAGAAGACAACACAGGGCCUAAUACUAGGUUCCUUUUUCUGGGGUUACCUGGCAACACAAAUUCCAGGAGGCUGGGUCGCUGUCAAGUUUGGUGGAAAGAGGGUGUUAGGCCUAAGUAUGGCCUUAAGCUCUUUCUGCACAUUUUUGACCCCCAUUGCUGCUCAGACCAGCCACAUCUUCCUGAUGAUAAUACGUUUUUUAUUGGGCAUAGCCUCUGGUGCUGUAUUUCCCGCCAUGCACACUAUGUGGGGUAAAUGGGCUCCGCCUAAUGAACGAAGCAAGCUGACUGCAUUUACGUAUGCAGGGGGUCAAGCAGCCAUAGUGGUGACCUUUCCGAUAGCUUCUUUAUUAUGUAAAUAUGGUUUUGCUGGUGGAUGGCCGUCCAUCUUCUACAUACAGGGCGUUUUGAGUACAGUAUGGGUAGUACUAUGGAUGCUUCUAACCUCUGAUUCACCAGAGCAACACAAAAGAAUAUCUCAUAUAGAGAAGCUCUACAUCAGGCAGUCACUGAAGGACACCGUUCACACAGAGGAGGGAAAAGAUCUGAGGGUUCCGUGGAAGAGUAUAUUUACAUCUAUGCCGGUAUAUGCUAUCAUUAUUUCAAAUGUGGCUUGUGACUGGGGAGGUUACACUUUGCUGACCAAUAUUCCAACUUAUAUGAAAGAAGUUCUCAAACUCGAUAUAACCUCCAAUGGUCUUUAUUCUGCACUACCGUAUAUUGGCUUUUGGGGUGUGAUCAAUGUAGCUGGUGUGCUUGCAGAUCUUGCAUUAAAGUGCUUAUCGACCACUAAUACCCGUAAACUCCUAGAUAUCUCAGGUAAAGUGAUCCCUGCCUUACUACUAAUAGGCCUUGGGUACUUAGACUGCACAAUGAAGGGUCUGGCCAUUGCAUUACUGACCUUAGGGGUCAGUUUAUCUGGCUUUCAAUACAGUGGCUUCCUCAUAAACCAUAUGGACAUUGCACCAGCCUAUGCAGGGAUCUUAUUUGGAAUCUCCAAUGCUGCAGGAGCAGUAACUGGCUUCAUAUCUCCAGCUGUCGUAGGGCUGAUCACAGAGAAGGGCCAGAGUCGAUCUGAGUGGCAGACAGUCUUCUACAUUGCAGCUGCCAUUUAUCUAGGUAGUGCUGUCUUCUACUUGAUUUUUAGCUCAGGGGAUCUUCAAAAGUGGGCCAUGGAGGAAAAGACUAUAGAACUGGAAGAACUGAACAAAAUGGAAGAGAAAACUGGAGGAAUAAAGGAUUUAGAAAAUGCAUAAUACUUUGGCAUGCUUUAGAAUACUGUAUUAUUUGUAGAUGUGGGUUAUGUGAUUAAGGUAGAAAUAGAAAUUUAUAUUUAGAAAAAUAAUAAAGAGCUAACUAGCAAUGGGGAGUUUCAGGUUUUGGAAAAAAUAGUUCAUAUUUGUAUAGUGAUUUAUAUGAAUGUCAUGUCCUUGUUUAUUGGAAUGGAUGGUAGUUUAUUGAUUUAAGUUUAUAUUGUUCUGGAUUUUUUCAUGUGUCUGACGUUCAAAUGACAACACUGCCUUUUUCCUAUGUCUGACAUCCGAUGGACAACAACACUGCCUUUUUCAAAGAAAGUUAUUAUAUAUGAAACAUUAUUCUGAGUGCCCAAAACUGCCAUGUUGUUUUUAAAAAUGAACAUUUUAAUUACAUUUACUAUUAUAGACUUGAUUGUAUUAUUUUCAUUAUUUUGGCUAAAUCUACAGGUAAAAGUAGCAUUAUUUUAUCAGCUUUGUCUACCUCACUGGAAUUAUAGUGUAAUGAUGUCAUACAAAUAUAAAAUCAAGCUGAUCUCUAUUAGUUUAUUGUUAUUAAGUCUAUUUUAUGUACCUUUCUGUGAUGGAUUAUUUUAUUGUAUGAGACAACAACACGAGGGCAUGUUUUAUUUGAGAUCUUUCAUGAUUGUCAAACUCUUGUAUGUUUAGAGUUGGUUUCAUAACAGUGUCUUGUGUAAAUUCACACUUACGUUUACUGACAGAUGUGAAUAUUGCUUAUAUUUGAGAAGUAAUUGUUUUAAAAAUUUCAAGUACAAUAUUUCAUGUCAAGAUUGCUGUUCCUAAUUUUCCUCUAAGUCAAUUAUGGAGUGCCAAAUUAACAUGAACUCACAUACUAUAUGACAUCUUUAAUUAUAUGAAGAUAUCAUCAUACAUGUAUCAAUAUCAUUAUGUGCAAAAGUUGAUUUAUGUAUAUGGAAUUAUUGCUCACAGAAUUUAAUUUGGAGAUCUGUAUAAAAGAUAUGAUUAUCUUUUUAAUUUAUUGAAUAUCUUUUAUUAUUUACAACGAAUUAAUCCACACAUCAUUUCUUUUAAACAGAGCAACAAUAUGAUUUAAGAGAUCAUUAAUUCAAGAGUGGAUGUGUUGAACAGAAGAUAUCUGUGAUUAGAUAGUUGCUCUCUAAAAAAAAAUAUUGAAUAAAUGAUAUCAAUUAAAUUAUUGAUAUUAAUUCAUUUGAAGAGAUGAUAUCAAUUCAUUUGAAGAGAGCAACAAUUCAAUUAUAACACACAUCAAUUCAGUAGAAUAAUUAAUGCUAUCACCAAUUCAAUUAAUGCGCGCAAUAAUUAGGAAUUGACGAUAUCAUUAAUUAUUUGAAGAGAUCUUUAGUUGAAGAAGUAUGCAAUUGAUAUCUUCAAAUAAUGGAAGAUAUCUUCGAUUAUUUGAAUCUAUGUUAGUUUUGCACUCCACAGUCAACCUCAAUUUGAAUAUCGAGUAAGUCAUGUCCAGUGAUGUACCAUAUAUCAGGGAAUUUUGGCAUCAGAAAUAUUUGGCAGAUCCUUACACAAAUAUAAUUUCUAUGAAUGGACGUUUUGGUGCUUUUAUUUUUGGUGAUUUUUUGUCAAAGAAGCCAACAUUUCGAUUGUGCCAAAAUUACCUGAUUUACGGUUACUGUGUGCUUAAAAUUUGUACAGUAUGCUUAAGAAUUCUGUGCCAUUGUAUUUUACUGUCUCACAUAAUUUUAUGUUAUCAAUACACCAUGGGUUGUAUUGUUGUGAUGGAAUGUUCUCUCUGAGCCUGGGAUGAUGACAUACCAUCACCAAUACACAUUUUUAUAUAUUACCAAAUAUUCUACAAUAUAAUCCAGCCUUCUGUCUCAAAAGACAAGUGAUUUGCAGGAGUGCUACUCUUAAGGUUGCUCAUUACACCAUUAUACUUGGCGAUUUAAAUGUUUUGUGAAAUUAUUUGUAUCAGUGGAUUUGUUUGUGUAUCAUUGUAGCUCAGUGGAUAAAGUGUCGGGUCAUUCACCAGCAGAUCCCAAGUUCAAAACUGCAGGAGUCUUUUAUUUAUAUUUAUUGAAAUAUUUGUUUGAAAAUCUUCUCUUUUUUUUCUUCUUUUUUUUUUUUAUUAUCUAAAACUGCAUAUUUUCUGCUUCUUACUUUUUUAAACAUGUAUACUUAUAACACAUGAUUGUAUCUUUCAUAACUUCAUAACUAAAUCAUUUUGUACUGACUUGAUAGGAGUUAUGAGAUUGAUCACUGUUCGUUAUCUUCACCUUUCUUUGUACUGACUUGAGACACUCUCACAAGGUGUAGUAAUUAGCCACCUUAAACAUAUAUUUUUUAAACAAGUAUUUAUUGGAUACUUCACUUUAGCUUUUGAAAUAUUUAUUUUGAAUGAUUUUUUACAUCAUUGUUUUCUGUUAGUUUAUAUUUCCUUAAUUCAGAAACAUCUUCAUUAAGCUGCUCUAUGUGUCAAUAAAUUGGGAGAUGCACAGUUCC
This is a messenger RNA of Ostrea edulis (European flat oyster), 4227 nucleotides long. RefSeq names its product sialin-like. NCBI's taxonomy places the organism in Eukaryota, Metazoa, Mollusca, Bivalvia, Ostreida, Ostreidae. Gene Ontology annotation, molecular function: transmembrane transporter activity. The record is from RefSeq and is a predicted model, not a curated record. Gene Ontology annotation, biological process: monoatomic anion transport; transmembrane transport. The transcript has 10 exons. The coding region runs from base 178 to 1773 and encodes 531 amino acids.